AUGGAUCCGCCUGCCAUCCCUUCGUUCUUUAUCGAACGUCUUCUUGCCCCAACGCCAACUAGCAAUUUCAAGGAAGUGAGUUUAAAAAAAGCAAAAAAGUUUGACCCCCGGUUGGGAUCGAACCAGCGCCGAGCAAUUGAAAAGCAAAAGCGUAACCACCGCGCCACUCGCGACACUUUUGCCAUCCCCGCCCAGAUGCAAAGAUGUUCUCGGUGUUAGGAUCUACAAAAUUGUAAUUUAAAAAGUGCCCUUUAAACUUCACGGAUCCGUACCAGACUUUAAGGACAUAAUCUCACCAACCUAGAGGGACCACCUUUCAAGUUUCGUCGCAAUCGGUUGCCUAGGAGAGGAGCAACAGCAACAGUUGAAACGCAAUGAACAACAGUUUUGCGCGUUCUUUCAAAUUCAAAAAGUCUUUGAAACACAAAAGUUUCCAAAAAGUGAUCCAGUGUCAAAUUUGGUCCCGAUCGGUUUAGUCCUAUUCAUUUUCAGCCGUAUCCAGUGCUCCAGCCUUAUUUUCAGCCAAACCUCAACUUUCAAGGACCGUCAGCCUCUAUGUACACACCAGAAGUACCGGUUUUUCAUUUGUUAUGAAUAUAGAGCCCAUCAAAACCAUUUCCAGUUGAUCAACGCGUGUUUGGAGUUCAAACGAGCCGAUCUGCAGGAGCAACAAGCCGAAUUGUAUCUGAACUUUGAGGCCGGCUUCGGAGCACUUUCCGGGUUCUUUCCGCCGGUCCUGCCGGAUUGCGAUCCGAUCACCAGGGAACAGAUUUUCAAGAGAUAUACUGUAAGUAGCCGUACCACCGCUAAAUACCAUACAUUCAAGUUCAAAUCAAUGUAUCUCAGCUGCCGUAAGAGAUAUCAAAACGUUUUCAACUGAUAAAAUGUUUAAAAAGUCAUUAUGCACAUUUUAUUAGUUGACAGUCUUUUGAUAUCUCUACCCACAGCUGAGAUAUAUCCGAAAACGUUCAGACCGCCGGAAAUCCGUUGUUGAAGGAAGUGGAGGAAAAGUAUGGCGGCUCGACACCGUUGAACGAGUUGUUCGGAUGGGACGGAAACGGAAUCCUAGACACCAGACAGAAGGUAUUGAAGUUUAAAAGAAACUGCUCGAAAACCGGCGACUAUUACAGCUUCCCCCUCAAUUUCCGUUCACUUCUCACGUACUGAUGAGCUACGGAAUGGUCAAACUCGCCAAAAGUCACCGAUUGGUCACUCGUAAGCUCAUCGAACCCUCUAGAACACUCAAAAUUCCCUUAUUUUUCAGAAGUUGGUCUUCAAAGUCUGUCUCCGGACGAUCGAGAAGUCUACCUGGCCCAGAGAAAGUGGCUCAACGGUAAUUACGAACAGGCGUUUCACAAAUUACACCUUUUCUUUAGAAACUUGGCCAAAAAUGUCGGAAAACGAGAAAAACGAGUACAAGACGUUGUACUUGAACGGAUUGAAUCAAGUUCAACAGGAGGAAGAGUGCAGGAGAGCAUGGUGAGCAAUAGAUAUUGUCCAAUUCUAAAUAUUGCAUUGUAGGAGAGCCCAACGUAUCAGCAGAAAGAAUGCCGAACUACGCGCCCACUAUUUAUCGUCGAAUUGAAUUGAUCCGACGCCUCGUAUAUAAAAUGACUUGUUUACACACAAUAAAGCGAACGUUCGGCCAAAACAACACGACACUCGCGGCGAAAAGCAGAACAAGCAUCGGUGGUUCAGUGGUAGAAUGCUCGCCUGCCACGCGGGCGGCCCGGGUUCGAUUCCCGGCCGAUGCAUUUUGUUUUCGCCUCGUUUUUCCUUCCUCAUCGUUAUUUCCUUAUCAUUUUUCCUCAGCCUUUCGCCUCAUACGAGAGAGAGAGAGAGAGAGAGAGUGAACAGAAAAAGAGAGGGCGCCGACGACGAUAACCAGCGCGUGUUGGUUUUUUCGAAAUUGUUCGUUUUCCUCAGGUUGUUGGCGUAUAAAAUGGGAAAGAGAAAUGCGAAAUUUCAGCACUUUUCACUUUCUAACUAUGAUUGAUCCAGCUUUUCAACUUCAAUUUCCAACGGAAUACUUCGCGUCGAAUGACUCGGAAUUGUCGGAAAACGAGCCAUCCGACACGGAAAACAAAGAGGAGCCGGAGCAGAGUUUGGAGAAAAUUCGGAUGGAAGUCGACGAGCUCACGGAGCAACUGACGGAGCAUUUCGAUCGGGUUCAGAUGGAAAUCGACGCGUUGAAAGCCGUUUUUCAAGAUAAUGAACAUGUCUAG
Messenger RNA from Caenorhabditis sp. 36 PRJEB53466, 2225 nucleotides. NCBI's taxonomy places the organism in Eukaryota, Metazoa, Nematoda, Chromadorea, Rhabditida, Rhabditidae. The record is from the annotation of a GenBank genome assembly.